GUACAUUUUCAGUAGUUUCACUUUUAACCGCUGAUCCUGUCGAUCGAUUAACAUCAACAUGGAAUGUGAAUAAUAAUAGUCAAUUGUUAGAAAAAUAUAAUAUUACGGAUGAAAAACAAUUAAAUGAUUUUCGUUUAACUAUUGUUGUUACAGUAUGUAUAUUGACUGGAUUAUUUCAA
Messenger RNA from Schistosoma turkestanicum, 179 nucleotides. The record is from the annotation of a GenBank genome assembly. NCBI's taxonomy places the organism in Eukaryota, Metazoa, Platyhelminthes, Trematoda, Strigeidida, Schistosomatidae.